UUGAAACAAAGAAUUUGGGUUGGAACCAUCAUCUCCUCUAACCAGGGCUGUAAAGCAGGAAGAUGGUGCAGAAAUGAGAUUGAAAGAAGAUUCAAGUCGAGGUGAAUGCGGGUUCAAACCCAAAAUUUCGGAUCGACAGCACCCUUUUUUUUUUGCCAAGUGUUACUGAAAGGCCUCGGGGGAGGAAACAUAUGGAGUUUUAAGUCCUGUUUUCCUGAAAGGAGGCUGAAGGCGGUUGAGGGAGAGAUAGAGAUGAAGCGGACGUGGAAGAUUUCAGAGGAAGGGGGAGGGUUUGCAGGAGGAGGUAGUGUUAUGGGGAAGGAAGAGGAGGAUCCUGCUACAGUAGAUGACCCCAACCAUGCUCUCAAAGUCUUUCUUGACCGCAUCCCAAUCUCCUCUAUCCCCGGAAUCCAGAAUUCCUCAGUGCUGGAACUAAAGCCAAGCGAUUCCAUUCGAGAUGCCAUUGCUUUGCUGCACCAGAAGGAUGUCUUUGCUGCCCCGAUUGCUGACGGAUGGGCAACUGAAGACAGAAACUUCUCCGACCACAACAUCGGCGUGGUUGAUCUUGCUAGCAUGAUUCUCUGGUGCAUGGAGGAAAUUGAGAAAUCUGCUGAAAAUUUUGACAAGGAAGGUGACGACCUUUUCUCUGCGUUGGAUAAGCUCCCUCAGAUUGGUCAAGCAACGAUCAGAGAACUUGCCAAGUCAUUCAGAUGGGCUUCAUUCCUUCCUGCAUACCCUGAUGACACGCUCUUGCAUGUGCUACUUCUAUUGUCAAAGCAUCAGUUGAAGGCUGUUCCCAUAAUCAGCCACGUUGAUUCAAGGGUUAUUGGCUUCCUUACACAGAAUGCAGUGCUCCACUUACUUCUACAAUGCAGCGGACUGAAUUGGUUUGAUCGAAUUGCAGACAAAGCCCUCUGUGAAUUCAGGUUUGAGAUGGGGGAUUCUGUUGUUCAUGUGAAUGGAGACCAAAGCGUUGCUGAGGCCUUACACCAGUUGUGGGAGAAUCGUUUAAGUGGAAUUCCAAUACUUGAUCGGACGUCCAAAAGAUUGAUUGGCGCUCUGAGGAUCACCGACAUUCCACUUCUCCUGGACGACAGUCGACUCUUCAGUGGUAGGAAGGAAAUGACUGUAAUGGAAUUAAUUGAUGCUGAUGCCAUGAGAUCUUCUGUGCCUUCAUCUCCAGAAGUACCCAUCGAAGGAGAGCUCGGUGCUCUCCUUUCUGCAGGAACUUUGCACCUCAAAUCUGCUGGCCUGCCAAAAAUGAACUUUGUGGUCACGAACCAGAGGACUGACAGGCUGAAGCAAGCGAUGGAGAAGCUGGUCCAUUGUAGAAGUGACCGCAGCUUCUUGGUCGAAAAGGAAAAGAUUGUUGGUGUCGUGACAAUCCGGGACAUAUUAAUGCAGUUCUCCCCACCUGCUGAUGCCAACGUUGGUCGAGGUGGCUUCUUCCAGUCGGCUUUGCACGAGACCGGGUGCCAUGAUGACAAGGGGAAUCCUGUUGUUAAUCGUUAAGAUUUUAAAGCUUUGAGAUUUUGAACUGAGAAAGAGAAGAGUGCUGUUAUACUUGCACCUUUCUGUUUGACAUAUAAUUAUUCAAGAUUUUAAACUUCUAGAGUUUGUUCAUUGUUAAUGUAAUCUAGGCCCGUGGCCUCCAUUUUGUUCGCCGUACAUAUAGUUUUUGGCAACAAAUGGUUGGACACUUCAAACUUCUAGAGAGACAGAGAGAGAGAGAGACUGUGUGUGUGUGUAGGAUCACGAUACACAAAGACAAAGGGAUUCUAAGGAUGUCUAUACCGUGUAACAAGGUAGGAAAAAAGUAUCACAGUCAAUAAGCGUUUGUCAAUUAAAUUGCAAAUGCUUCAUAUACAUCUAAAUCUGCAUUAGCAGAGAGAAGGUUUUCAGACGGUUUAGAAUUUCAUCUAAGGUGAUGAUAGUGCCAGAAGAUCAGCAGAACUAACCAGCGUUAUGCUUAUACAGCGGCAAGCAUUUAUAAUCAUAGGAAAGUACGGGGAUACUUACAUGGGUAACUGUAUUUAGGAGUUCAUCACCACAGCUAGCACACAUGGAUGGUAGACCCUAUCCAUGCUGUUACAAAAGAGUUACAAGGUUACAGCUUUGCUUUUUUU
This is a messenger RNA of Nymphaea colorata (pocket water lily), 2126 nucleotides long. Its product is annotated as SNF1-related protein kinase regulatory subunit gamma-1-like. The record is from RefSeq and is a predicted model, not a curated record. Bases 106 to 1512 code for a protein of 468 amino acids. NCBI's taxonomy places the organism in Eukaryota, Viridiplantae, Streptophyta, Magnoliopsida, Nymphaeales, Nymphaeaceae. The transcript is spliced from 7 exons.